Messenger RNA from Meloidogyne enterolobii, 1317 nucleotides. Lineage: Eukaryota; Metazoa; Nematoda; Chromadorea; Rhabditida; Meloidogynidae. The record is from the annotation of a GenBank genome assembly.
AUGGUUAUGCUAUUUAAUGUUGAAAGAGAUGUAAAUAUCGAAAAUCUGAGAAAAGGUUCAGCUUGUCUAGUUUAUUCUAAUUAUGGAUGGCCUAUUUGGCGCAAAGCUUAUAUUGAACCUAUAAUUGGCCAUCGUCCAGAAUUUGAGUGUAAAUUAUCUGUUUAUCGUUUAGCCUGUCACAAUAUGGAAUUAAAUCCCUAUUCUCGUCUUAGUCAACAAUCUGUAGAAAUUAAAAUAUCGAGACAUUCAAAACCUUUUCAGGUUCAAUUAAAAUGGGCAGACAGAAUUCACAGAAAAUUUGUUGUUUGCCCAAGUCGUUUAUUUGCUUUUGAUCAAUGGCAUUUAUUUAUAACAGCAAUGGAAAUAUAUAGAGCACAUAAAGUAGAUUUAGUACAGAUAUAUAUUCAAAGUGUAGAUCCGCAAAUAUUUAAAUUAAUUAAAGUUUAUGAAAAAAAUGGAAUAUUACAAAUUAGACCUGCACUCGAGAUGCCAAUUAUCGAUUCAUUGGAUUUCAAUCCAAAUUCUGAAACUUCAUGGCAAAAUCAACUUGUUAAUUUCCAAGAUUGUCUUUAUGAAUACAGAGAAAGUGCAGAUUUCAUUGCUUUUCCUGAUUGGGACGAUUUUAUGUUUACCCGUAGUUAUUCAAUUCCCUAUAGUUCUGUACUUAAUAAAUUAGCUUAUAAACAUCCAAAAUAUGUUGGUUUUAUUGUUGAUAGAUAUUUAGGUGUUCAUGAAUCGCUCGAAGAAAUGACUAAAAAAGAGCAUAAUAUUGUUGAUUUUUGGCAUAUUGGAAUUCAAUAUAGUAAAAGACAUAAACAAUUUUAUUAUGGAAAAGCUAUUUAUAUACCAAAUAAUGGGUUAUUUGGUGUUGAUUUACAUUGGGCAAAUAGAGUUGAGGCUGAUGAUUAUCAACAAAUUAGAGUGCCAAUGGAGGAUAUGUAUAUAAUACAUGCUAGAGAUUAUUCUAAAUUCCCAAUGAAUGGCUAUAUUCAUAAUGUUGACUAUUUAGAAAAGAAUUUUAACAAAUUUGUAGAGGAAUAUAAUUUAACAGAAAUUCUUUCCAAUUUACCAAAAAAAGAAGAAUUAGUUCAACAAUUUAAUGAAUGUUUAGGUUUUGAUUCACAAAAUAUGAAAGAAAUAUUAAAAAAUAUAAAAAGUAAAUGUUGGAAUUAUCAUCAUUGUGGAAUUACAGAAGUUCGGAGUAAUUGUACAAAUGUUAAAAAUCAAUGGGAAAAAAUAUUUAUGUCUGGAGAUGAACUUAAUGUGUAUAUGUUAAUUAAUAGUGAAUUUUUAAAAGAAAGUAUUUGUAGUUAUUAA